UUUUUGUUGUUCUUGAAAAUAAAUCGAUUUUUUAAAUUAAAAACUUGGGGAAACACGCGAAAUUUAAGAACUUUAAGCAGCGAAAUGGAUGCUUUGCAAGACGAGGUGGAAUCCCUGGAAGCUAUCCUGAUGGACGAUGUGUCUGUAAAGCGUUCCGCUAGCGGCUCGGUAGACAUGAUUGAGACUACAGUUCUGCCCCUGACCGGUGAGGAAGAGGAUCAGCAGUAUAUAUGUGUCACCUUGCAGGUGCUACCGCCCACCGGCUAUCCGGAUGUGAGCCCUGCCUUUAAAUUGCUGCGCCCUCGAGGAUUGGACGAUGCUCGCCUUGAGGCUAUACGAAGUGCUUGCAAUGCCAAAAUAAAGGAAUCCCUUGGUUUUCCCGUCGUCUUUGAUCUCAUCGAGGUGGUGCGCGAACAUUUGACCGGCAGCAAUUUGCCCAGUGGCCAGUGUGUCAUCUGUUUGUAUGGUUUCAGUGACGGCGAUGAAUUCACCCGAACGGAGUGCUUUCAUUAUCUACACAGCUAUUGUCUGGCCAGGCAUUUGCAUGCCCUGCGUCGCAACUACCAGGAGGAGUUUGACAAAUUACCCGCCUGGCUUCAAAAGACAGCCGAUCCCUUUCAGGCCCUUUGUCCCGUCUGUCGAGAGCUAAUCAGUGACGAAUCGGAUAGCCUUAAGUGCGCCAUGCCGCCAUCAGAGCUAGAGAAUGCUCCGGACUUCCGGGUAACCCGAGAAUUGCGCGAAAUGCAACAACGCAUGUCGCAAUUGUAUCUCCAGCAAAAGAGUCGCGGAGCCAUUAUCGAUGUGGAGGCAGAAGGAGCAGCAGUCAUAUCGAUAGAAACUGAAGAGGAUAUACGCCGCAGAGGCGAAGCAGAAGCGGCCAAGAAACUGGCCGUUCCCGCUGUAAAGGAGGAACUAGCUUCCAAGCCCACUGGCAGCAGCAGUUGCUUUGCUCCCAUUGUCCAGGAGACGCAACGUAUUACGCCAGAGCCAACUAAUAACAAUUAUCAGCAUCACAAUCGUCGGCAUUAUCGGGGCGGACGACGUCAUCAUAACCAUCAUCAUCAUCAUGGACAUGGACAUCAUGGUGGCAAUCGUGGUGAGCGUGGCGAUACGGCACAGAGUUCCACAAGCGGAACUGGGGGUGGAGCCAAUCCUUCAGGUGGUGGAAAUCCAACCGGAACUGGAACGGGUAAACAGGCGAAGGCUCAGGCAGCUGGCUCUGGCCAUGCCAGGUGACAAUGGCUUCCAGAUAAAACUCUAUUAAUCCAGACUAGAAUAGCCAUAACGUUGCCAUGCUGCUAAUACACAAUGAAGCAUUUUCUAUUUCCCUCACACUGAAAUAUCCUUCCCUCCCCCACCCCUCCACACACACACACACACCAUUUUUAAGUUCUUUUAGGCGCACUCGUUUCUGUGAAUUUUUUACUAUUAUUCCCUUUUUUUAAUUAUGUUUAGCUAAUUUUUUCUAUUGUAAUUUAAGUUGUACAAUUUAACUAUAACGAUAUUUGUAAUAAUUUACAAAAGACUUGGGCGGCAAUAUGCCGACAAAUUAACGAUAUUACGAAUUAGUAGAGAGAGAGAGAAGAGGAAUUAGUAGAAGGCCAAGAAGAAGUUUAGUAGGAAGUAUUUAGCAGCACCAACUGGCAGCGCUGGCGUUGACGAGCACACACACACAAAAACAAACACUAACAAAGAUCAACUAGAAUGUUGAUAACGAUGAUAUUAAUAUUCCAAAAUACGCAUAAUUCUCAAUCAAUUAAAUGUUUCUCUCUGUGUGUGACAGUCUCUAUAUAUACAUAGCACAAGUUGGAAAAACGAUUUCUAGUCACUCAAUUGAAAUGUAAACUGGAGGACAGACUCACACACAUACACAACCGAUAUCGAUGGAACUAAAGGAUUUAGCAUUAGCAAUUACUGUCACUCACAAUAUCCAAAACAAAUAUACAUACAUAUAUAUAUAUAUCUAGCAAUUCAACUGAAUGUUUUGUGUAGCAAUACAAAAAAGAGAAAAUUACGAUAUUCGAUCGCAGUCAUGAUAUUUCAAGCGAAUCCAAUUUCAAUGUGUCAAAAACAACAAAGAAAAUUAACAAA
Drosophila willistoni is the source of this 2091-nucleotide messenger RNA. RefSeq names its product E3 ubiquitin-protein ligase RNF25. NCBI's taxonomy places the organism in Eukaryota, Metazoa, Arthropoda, Insecta, Diptera, Drosophilidae. Gene Ontology annotation, molecular function: ubiquitin protein ligase activity; protein binding. Bases 85 to 1236 code for a protein of 383 amino acids. Gene Ontology annotation, biological process: protein ubiquitination. The record is from RefSeq and is a predicted model, not a curated record. The transcript is spliced from 3 exons. Gene Ontology annotation, cellular component: nucleus.